AUGGCUGCUCCAGACUCUGACUCCAAGCCCAGAUACCGUUCAGAUGACGGCCGUGAGCUUGAACUACUGAAGCAUAUCUUCUCUCUUCCUGAUCUCGAAAGACGCCUCCGCAACAAUCCGGCUGCCAUACUCGAUGAGAUUGACAAAUUCUCUACGACUAACUCUCAUCUUAUACAUGUCGGCCCUGAGAAAGGAGCGAUCGUCACCUCUCUCAUCGCUGACCGAAAACCUUCCGUGAUGGUUGAGCUCGGCGGCUACGUUGGGUAUUCUGCUAUUUUGUUCGGUGAUGCAGUCCGUCGUGCCGGAGGUGAAAAGUACAUUAGCUUGGAAUUGAAUCCAGUGAAUGCGGCUAUUGCAAGCCUGCUUAUCGACCUCGCCGGUCUGAGGGAUUUCAUAUCAAUUGUUAUCGCUCCCGCACACCUAUCUUUAGCCGGCUUGUUGGGAAAAGGUGUGCUGAAGGAUGGAAUAGAUGUGCUCUUCAUUGACCAUUGGAAGGAUCGAUAUCUGCCCGAUACCUGGCUAGUUGAGGCUUUGGGUCUCCUGAAGCCUGGAAAAUCCAUCAUAGUGGCUGAUAAUAUUCUCCGCAGAGGCCCAUCGGAGUUUGAUUAUAUACCAUGGGUGCAGGCCUCACCAGGAGAAAAACAGGCGAUUUUGGGGGCACAUACCUUCAAGACGCCUACGGGUAUCGACAUACGGAACAUUGUCAUCAAGGAUGGGGUCGAAGGUGCAGAAAGUGCGGGAAUAGAUCUCGAGCUUGUACCUGGAAAUCCAGAAUUGGUCUAUGAGCCAGUCACCAAGUAUCACACGGGACGAGAUGAUGCCAAGGGAAAGGACCUUGGUAUUCACAUUCUUACCGAUAACCAUUAAGGGUGUAGAGCAGGACAGAUCACCUGUGCGAUAACUUACAAGAAAGUCCCUGUGAUCAAAUACACAUCUUAUUCCAAUCGCACCCUAUGCCUGCGUGUACUUACUUAACUGAGAUAUCUACACCAUAUCUGACAAUGAAACAAACAUAGUGUUCCAAAGAGAGAACAUAGAUUCCGCGAGGCAUGCCCUGUUUCAUCGUUGAUAUUUGAAGCGUCUAAUAAUUGUAUGGUGGUUUUAGUCGUUUCAUUUUGGGGCGUGAGAUCUCCACUUGACCAACACUUGACUGUGGUUGAGAACUGCUUAAUUGGUAGGUGUCACAUUAAUAAUGAUGACCAGCAAAACGUUCUCAAGUUUCUCAAGCUUCUUAAGUUGGAGGCGUCAUAGCCGAUAUGCAGAUACACUUUCCAAUA
Paecilomyces variotii is the source of this 1277-nucleotide messenger RNA. RefSeq names its product putative O-methyltransferase. The record is from RefSeq and is a predicted model, not a curated record. Gene Ontology annotation, molecular function: O-methyltransferase activity. NCBI's taxonomy places the organism in Eukaryota, Fungi, Ascomycota, Eurotiomycetes, Eurotiales, Thermoascaceae. The transcript is spliced from 3 exons. The coding region runs from base 1 to 867 and encodes 288 amino acids.